Messenger RNA from Gadus morhua (Atlantic cod), 4090 nucleotides. Its product is annotated as testis-expressed protein 2. Gene Ontology annotation, molecular function: lipid binding. Gene Ontology annotation, cellular component: endoplasmic reticulum. The transcript is spliced from 12 exons. Bases 546 to 3518 code for a protein of 990 amino acids. The record is from RefSeq and is a predicted model, not a curated record. Lineage: Eukaryota; Metazoa; Chordata; Actinopteri; Gadiformes; Gadidae.
GUCUCUAUCAAUUCAUUCUGCGUUCACACGACGUAGUCUACGUAGCGUCGAACGGCCGGUAGAGAUUGGGUAUUUAAUAACGACUUCCUUUACUUUGACGCGCAGACGUGCCUUACCCUAGAUAGAGUGUUAAAAAGCAGUUAACAAAAAAGAUGGUCGAUAACUCUGUAAAGUUAAAUCAAUAUUUUGACCUAUACCUACUGCAGUCGUAGGAUUUAUAUUGCGCGUAGGCUACCCCAGCUGUCUCUCUCUAGCCUCCAGGAAUCGAGCACGCUGCGUUCUGCAGUGCACUGCACCGCAUCCACCAAUCCAAACACUGGGAUGCUGAGAGGAUUUCAUUCCCGCCGAGGUCCGUUACUUUUGUCCCACAUGGAAUUUUGUGUUCGUUCUCAAUGAACUGAAGUUGAGGAGCGAGAACGUUCCAGAAUACACUUGAAUUUACUUGAAGCUGCCCUUGGAUAUUAGCGCCAUGAGCCCCGACGUGUCUCACUCCACAGGAGACAACUGCCUUGGUCUCUUGUCCCGAGCCUCACCAUAGCCACCAUAUGACAGACAGCAUGGAGGAGAGCAAGCUCAUCUUCAGCCUGGACUGUCAUGAGGAGGGCCCUGUUGUGGCCUUCUCCAGGGACAAGCCCAGAGCCUCGGGCGGUACCCUCAGCCGGAGCGACCUCAGCCUGGGGAUGGAUCUGGGCUCAGAUUCCUCCGGCCAAAGACAGUGGACCCAGGGCUUCCACAUACCACACUCGCCCUCCUCCCCGGGCUCCCUGGCUGACCUCUCCACCUCCUCCGAAGACCUCCCCAUGUCCAGCCAACUGGUGAAGUCCUCCUCCACCGAGCUGGAGAACAGAGUGAGCCAUUCGGCGAGAGCCAAGCCGUUGCUCAGCCUGGUCAAGUCCCUGUCCACUGAGAUCUCCUACCGCGGCGAACCCGAGGUCAACCUCUCCAAGUCGGACUCCAAGCUCCACAUGCACCCCUGGAAGCAGCUCACCCAGCACCGGAUCCCGGAGGCCCAGCCCAGAGCAGGUGGUGCGGGCGAGGGGGACAUCUGGGGGGCCGGGUCCUCCUCCGCAGGCAGCACGUCACCCACGGAGUCCCGGGGGAGCUCCCUGAUCGCCGAGCUGGAGGACACGCGGAGGAAGUUCUCCGAGGCCAUGCAGGACCCCAUGAGCAUGUUUAGUAAGAUGAUGGGAGAUGAGUGUUCUUCCUCUGGCAGCCCCAAGCAGGGCAGGGCAUCAGGGGCCGGGGACCCCCCCGCCUCCCACGGGGCCGGGGGCGGCAGCCCCAUCAACAGCGAGGAUGCUGCCGCAGACGCCCAGCUCAGGUUUCGGAGACGAACGACCGACGAGCAGAGGGGAGUCUGCGCCUCACCGCAGAGAAGGCCCUCAAAGGGCCCACGGAAACGCUCCCAUUCGCCGGAGCCCCAUGACGACAACAGGGACAGUCAUUAUGAAGUCUGCAAGUACAGAGACAUGCCUCAAGUGGUGGAGCUCCAGGAGAGAUCCAGAGGGGCGCAUCGCGGGGAGUCCACCCAGCCUCGAUGCACGGUGCCUGGGGCAUCCAUGCCUCGGUGUUGGCUCUUCGUAGUGGGCCUCUUGACCUUUGGGGUCUUUGUGCUGCCCCUGCCUUCCUAUAUAACGGGGCUUUCUGUCGGCGUAGCCUGUGGCUUUCUGUUGGGUCUAGUGGUGGUUUAUCUGUUCACCCCACGACGACCAGCCGAAAGGAGGAACCGUUUGCACCCUUCACAAGAGCCCGGAUCAGCAGAACUCGGGGAGACCCAGCUCCUAGAGGGCUGGAUGAAUGAAAUCCAGGGCUAUGACCCUGAGACCUUCCAGCCGUCCCUCACCAGCUCUGUUUAUGCCACGCUGGAGGGCAGCCGCCUACGGCUGGCCUACCCCCGUGCCAGCAUCCCCCGCAGGGCUGCCUUUGACGAGACCCCCCCUGAGGUUGUGUUUGUACGCUCGCGCACCUAUCAACUAGCGGACUGCAAGGUGUCUCUGCUGCCCUCGGUGCUGGCCCGGAAGCGAGUGUGGAACAGGAAGUACCCCAUAUGUCUGGUCCUGGCUGAGGGUGUACAAGUGGAGGAGGAGGAGAUCCUCCUCCCAGGAUCAGAGGAUGAGGAGCGGGCGACAGAGAAGCCAGACCUCGCGGAGCCUCACUCCCACGACACCCUCUACCUGUUUGGGCGGACUGGCCGGGAGAAGGAGGAUUGGUUCCAGCACUUCCUCUCCGCCUCCAGGGCGUCCCGGCUCGACCGCAGUCCCAGCAGGGAGCAGUCUAAGGCGGAAAACGUUGUAGGUGGGGAUACUCUUGAAGAAGGAACAGAUGAGUUGCCAGGGGCUCCAAAAGCAAAGGUCCCUUUGGAUUACACCAUGUACAUGAGUCAUCUCAUUGGCCUGGACAGUGUAAGUCCCGCCCCUAGCCCCUGCCCUAGCGAUCAUGGGAGCCCAACGACAAGCAAGAUGUUAUCUGCUGAGGAGUGCUUCUGCGAGGGGGCAGCCAAAGUCGAGGCUGGGGCUGAGUCUAAUCCAGGGGGCUCCUUUGCCGAGGUUCAUCCCGCCUGGGUCAACUCCCUGGUGGGCCGGAUCUUCUGGGACUUUCUACGUGAGAAGUACUGGUCUGACAAAGUUGCCCACAAGAUCCAGAAGAAGCUUUCCAAGAUCAGGUUGCCGUACUUCAUGAACGAGCUGACUCUGGCUGAUCUCGACAUGGGCACGUGUCUCCCUGAGGUCCUCAGCACCUCCAAGCCUUCCCUGGACCAAAGAGGUCUGUGGCUGGAGCUGGACGUGGCGUACAUGGGUGGCCUUCAGAUGACCCUUGAGACCAAGAUGAACCUUUGUAAGCUGGGCAAGGAGGGCUGGGCCGAGGCCGACCGCAUCCCAGAGACCUGCCAAGAAGGCUCUAAGCCAAGGGUGUGUGUCCUGGCUGAUAGUGAUGAAGAAUCAUCCAGCGCUGGGUCCUCUGACGAAGAGGACCUGCCACUGGCUGAACCACAAGGCUCACCAGGAGACAAAGGAGCUGCUACAGUGGGGGCUGAUGGGCACGCUGGGGGCAGCACGGGGAGGAAGAUCCUGAGGUUUGUGGAUAAAAUAGCCAAGUCCAAGUACUUCCAGAAGGCCACGGAGAACGAGUAUAUCAAGAAGAAGAUCGCAGAGGUGUCCAACAUGCCUCUGAUGCUCAGCGUGGAGGUUCUAGAACUCUCCGGGACCCUGGCCAUCAACAUUCCGCCACCCCCAACUGACAGAAUAUGGUACAGUUUCCGGGGCCCUCCCAGGCUGGACUUGCACGUGCGUCCUAUGCUUGGAGAGCGUGAGGUCACCCUCACCCAUGUCACCGAGUGGAUCGAGAGGAAACUGCAGUGUGAGUUCCAGAAAGUGUUUGUGAUGCCCAACAUGGACGACCUCUACCUGCCCCUGAUGACCCCUGGCGUGGACAACCCCCCUCCUUGCCAACCCUCCCCCGCUCAGCUCUCCUCGUCCCGCCAGUCCUCAGUGGACUCCCAGGAGUACAUGUCUGAGUAGCAACGCCAACGGCGCGCAACUGGUCACCACAAGGAUCUAUUCAUGAGCUAACACGGAUUCCAGAAUUUGAUCUGAAUCUAGGCAUUCAUUGCAAAGGAAUGAUGGAGCAUCUGGAGUCCUUUCUCCUACUCGCUACGGACAAAUGGACAGUUGGGAAGUUGAACAGGUGGACGGACAGCUGGCACACUAUGUGUAGCCCGUUCAACUGUGAGAGGGUAGUACAGCGAGUGUUGUACAGUGUUGUAGUGCUCCCUACCGGCCGAGAACAGUAGCGCCGAACAUGCAUGACCCAAAGCACAUCUCUUGAGUAUUGCGAGGGCUGUGAUCAACUUUUUACCAUACAUUUUUUAAAUGUAUAUAAAAAAAAAAGACUUCUUGUGUCUUUAUAGUUUAUAGGAGUUUAAAAAUUUGAACUGGGUGCACUGUAUGACCUCACUCAUAAUGGAAAGUGUAUGCUCUGUUAUUUUGCUUGAAUGCAAUAACCCUUGGCUUGAUGCAUGUCAUUUCUAUGGACAGUGCCAAUGCCUUGUCCUGCCCGGCUGAAUCACAGACAAAUAAAGAAUGAUGAAUUA